CGGCGUGUGGCGGCGGCGCGGAGCGGGAGAGGCGAGGAGCAAGGGUGGGGGCGCUGGAGCAGCGGCUGUUCUGCGGCUUCGAGCCCCUUUCCCCUGGUCCCGACGCGGGAUUAGCUGCCCGCCUCGGCUCGGGCGGGCUCCCGUCGACCCUUCAGCCCCGUCUUUCGCCGCUGCUCGGCCCGCCCCGGAGCUGGGGGCAGGGUGUCGAGGGGCAGCGUGGGGCUUGGCUCUCUGAUUCAUUCAUUCUCCGCCGCCGGAGCCUCGAACUUGCGGUGCUCCGAAGAGCGGAGGGAGGAGCGGCAGCAGCGAAUGAAGGGCCGGGCGCGAGCCGGGCUCCAUUGUGCUCGGCGGCGGGGUGCGGGCAGGGGCUGAGGGAGGUGGGAUCCGGCCCCCUCCCCCUGCUCCCCGGCGUGCGCUGCGCCCCCAGCCUGCUGCCAGCCUGGAAAUGGCUCCGUGUGUUCUCCUCGGGAGAAUGAAUCGAUCCUGCCCAUCCUUCUCUUCCUCCUCCCCGCCUCCUCUCUGCUCCCAGUCUUAGGAGGGGGGAAAAAAAUUAAAAGACAGAUUCCAAUGUGGAGCGCCGUGCACGUCGCGAGCCGCUGGGUUUGCACUUCGAAGAGAUUUUUCUACAUAGCUUUUUCUAAUGUGAGUGCAGGGAAGCAGUGGCAUUACUGCGUUUAGGAUUUUUAUUUUCUCCUAGGGAUCUCUCAAGUGCACGUCGCAUUGGGUUGCACGCUCCACCCCCAGGGACCUGGUGUGGUGGAGAAAUUUGAACCCGCAGCCUUAGUAGCACCGAAAAGGCCGAGUUACCUGGGCUCUCCCCGAGUGUGGAGGAGGACAGAAGAGAAAUGACCACUGAACUCAUUUUUUAUAGGACUCCGUGAAGCUGGAUUCUGCAUUUCCCGAUUCAUAGACUCAUUUUGUGGAAUAGAGUUGACCGCCGUCUCCUCCGCGCAGCAUUUUAACUCUAAUAAGCAAAUGCCACCUCUGUUUGAACAUUUUGGUAUUUCCCAGAGAGAAAUCAUUUUACCUAAGGGAACUAACUGAAUUUUCAGCAUCACUGAAAUACCUCCACAAAAGGAUCUCGUGGGGUGGAAAAGCAACUGCGAAAUAACAGACGGAGAAAUUCCUUUGGAGUUAUUCCGUAGCAUAAAAGCAGAAACUUCCGAGCAAGUUUUCACUGGGCAAAAUGGGGGAACAACCCAUCUUCAGCACUCGAGCUCAUGUCUUCCAGAUCGACCCAAACACAAAGAAGAACUGGGUACCCACCAGCAAGCACGCAGUUACUGUGUCUUAUUUCUAUGACAGCACAAGAAACGUGUAUAGGAUAAUCAGUUUAGAUGGCUCAAAGGCAAUAAUUAACAGCACCAUCACCCCAAACAUGACAUUUACUAAAACAUCUCAGAAGUUUGGCCAGUGGGCUGAUAGCAGGGCAAACACUGUUUAUGGACUGGGGUUCUCCUCUGAGCAUCAUCUUUCGAAAUUUGCAGAAAAGUUUCAGGAAUUUAAAGAAGCUGCUCGACUAGCCAAGGAGAAAUCACAAGAAAAGAUGGAACUUACCAGUACACCUUCACAGGAAUCAGCAGGAGGGGAUCUUCAGUCUCCUUUAACACCAGAAAGUAUCAAUGGGACAGAUGAUGAAAGAACACCUGAUGUGACCCAGAACUCAGAGCCAAGGCCUGAACCAACUCAGAAUGCAUUGCCAUUUUCACAUAGUUCAGCAAUCAGCAAACAUUGGGAGGCUGAACUGGCUACCCUCAAAGGAAAUAAUGCCAAACUCACUGCAGCCCUGUUGGAGUCCACUGCCAAUGUGAAACAAUGGAAACAGCAACUUGCUGCAUAUCAAGAGGAAGCAGAACGGCUGCACAAACGGGUUACUGAGCUUGAAUGUGUUAGUAGUCAAGCAAAUGCGGUGCAUACCCAUAAGUCAGAAUUAAAUCAGACAAUACAAGAAUUGGAAGAGACACUGAAAGUGAAGGAAGAGGAAAUAGAAAGAUUAAAACAAGAAAUUGAUAAUGCCAGAGAACUACAAGAACAGAGGGACUCUUUGACUCAGAAACUACAGGAAGUAGAAAUUCGGAACAAAGACCUGGAGGGACAACUGUCUGACUUGGAGCAACGUCUGGAGAAAAGUCAGAAUGAACAAGAAGCUUUUCGCAAUAACCUGAAGACACUGUUAGAAAUUCUUGAUGGAAAAAUCUUUGAACUAACAGAAUUACGAGAUAACUUGGCCAAGCUACUAGAACGCAGCUAAGGAAAGUUAAAUUUCAGUGCCAAUUGAUUAAAAAAUAUACUGUCUCUCUUCAUAGGACUGUUUGGGCUCUGCAUCAAGAUUGCACAAAAAAUUUGAAUAUCCCUUGUCCAGGAGGAGGAUCUUUUGAAAAUUGGAAUUGUAUAUUACAGUGUAAAUUUUAGAGUUCAGCUUCUAGCUAGUUGGGGAAAAAGAGAUGAAAAACUUGAACUACAGAUUACCUCCAUGUAUAUUAUUGGCCAUAGUUAACUAGAAAGUUAUAAACAGACACUUAAUGCAAUCUUUUUUUCUGAUAUUAGCCAAUGGGAGAAUUAACAAAUGUCUGGGUCACAUCCCCUUUUUGUGUUCAACACAGUGAAGGUUAUCUGCUUUUUAAAUUAAUUUAUUUAUGAUAUCUAAAGCUGUGUUUUGUGCAAAAACUUAGUGAUGAAAGCCCUGUCUUUUGUUGUAAUCUGAAUAAUUUCUCAGGAUAUUUUUGCACUGCUGGCAGCAGUGCCAUUACCAAUUAAUUCUUGCCAGGAGUGAGAGUGAGCUGCAUCUUUAAUUGAAACAUACUUACUAUAACUGGGUGUAUAGAGUUCUUCCCUUUUUUUAUACUGGAAGAUAUUUCACUCUGGUGACCACUCUGGUACACUCUGGUGUUCUCUAAUCUUGUCUGCUAUAUAGUUUACUUUUCCAUAUUGAUUCCAUGUAUUUAUGAGAAGAUAUUGUCUCCCAUUUUAUUACACAUUUUAAAGCCAACUAAUGAAGGCAGCUGAGUCCCUCCAAAAUUUUUCUUUUUAAAUUUCUAAUAAAUUUGACACACAGUACUGAAAUACAGCAGCCCGUCACUGGCGGUCUGGUCUAGCAAUGUUAAGUAUAUUUACAGAAUAUGCAGUUACAUUUAUUUAUAUAUUUUGCAAGAAAUCUUUUCUGAAUGAUUAAUGCAUUUCAAUUUACAAAUAAUAAUGGUUGUUGGGAAACUGUUUAUUAUAGAUCAUUUUAAGGUGUAUAGCUAUUUUAAAGGCGAUCCAUUUCCAUCAAGCAACCAAUCAGAGGACUAUUGGGAUUGGAGCCGUGUACUCUGUCUGGGUCUUCACAUCAACCACGUCUCUAGUCAAUCCUCACAAGGCAAUAUUCUAAACUGUUAACUAGGCAUUUCAAAACAGGAAUUCAAUUCAGCAGGCUCUUCUCAGUGAACAGGAUUUAAUGUUGUUUUGAGGUAAUUUUAAAGGACUUUUAGCAAACAUGCAUUUCUUUAUAUAUUUCUUUUAAGAAACAGUUUUAAAAGUAAGUCAAGUGCUGUCUAGUCUGCUUAUGGAGUAGGAACUGCAUCAGAGUCCAUAUAUUCUUGCUGUCCAAUGCUUGUGAUGUUGAGGAGGGUUCUUAUUUAAAGUGUAUGCUUGAGUAUCUGACUCCAUGGAGUUUACAAAUGCACUGACUUUUUGUUUGUACCCCAAAACAGUUGAAUUGUUAAGUACAGAAUUAAGCUGGUUAAUCAAUUUGUAACCAUUUUUUCACUCACAAACAGCUAAUCAACACUAGACAAUUUUGUUUUAUAUAUGUAUGUGUAUGUAUGUAAAUGCAUACAUAUUAAUUUAUAUUAGAGUGAAAAAUAAAUGGUUUGUUUCUAAAGUUAGUUUCUAAAGUGAGUUUUCAGGUGUCUCUGAAAAGUUUAUAUCAGACACUUAAUCAUCUUGUAUUAUAUGUGCUAUAAUAUCAUGUAAGUUACCUCCAUCUAUUUUAGGGUAUUUUCCUCACCUGUUUAUAAUAGGGAGGAUAAUUUAGGUACACAAGCUCAGAGCUAUUUCUCUGAUAAAUCAGGUAAUAAAAUUUAUUUGAUUGAUGGAA
This is a messenger RNA of Physeter macrocephalus (sperm whale), 4078 nucleotides long. It is a transcript of the gene HOMER1, whose product is annotated as homer scaffold protein 1. Gene Ontology annotation, molecular function: G protein-coupled glutamate receptor binding. The transcript has 9 exons. Bases 1187 to 2251 code for a protein of 354 amino acids. The record is from RefSeq and is a predicted model, not a curated record. Gene Ontology annotation, biological process: G protein-coupled glutamate receptor signaling pathway; regulation of store-operated calcium entry. Lineage: Eukaryota; Metazoa; Chordata; Mammalia; Artiodactyla; Physeteridae. Gene Ontology annotation, cellular component: cytoplasm; postsynaptic density; dendrite.